AUGAAAGCAUCUACUACCAUUCAAGCCUUGAUGGCUUUAGCUUUUCAAGCGCAGACUUCCAUGAUCGCGGCAGUGACUAUUUCAGUAGAAGCCAAUGCUCUUCUAGUUGGAGGAUGCGCUGGAGUUGCUCAGGAAUAUCAAUUACAAUGUUACAAAGAUCAAUGCCGUCAGCCAACAAAUGAACCACUCGGGUCCUCUUUCACAACUAUUCAAGCUCUUACUCAACAAACUUCGCCGCCUCUCAUUGGUGGAUGUCGUGGGGUGGCACCUCAAUAUCAACCACAGUGUUAUAAGGAAAAUUGUCCCGAACCUGCUGGUCCUCCUGGAUCAUCAUGUGCUUCUUACCCACCAGACUAUCAGCUAGCAUGUUAUAAAUCAAAAUGCAAUCCAAAGCCUGAAACGACAACAAGAGUUGAGGUAGCACUUCAAUAUCCCGUGGGUGGCAGUAUAGGAAAAGAUUGUGCUGGAGUAGCGUCAGAAUAUGAGUUAAAGUGUUUCCAGGAAUUGUUUCCUAUGCCAAGUCCUCCAGGGGUUUCUUGUGGAUCCUUACCACCACAAUACCAGCUCGACUGCUAUAAGAGACGUUGUCACGAGGUUUACACUUCUACCGCACCAGCAGCACCUCAGAAACCUCCUGAAAUGAUGGGGAGGAUUGUGCUGAUGUUGCACCAGAAAAAGAGUUAG
Molecule: messenger RNA, 684 nt
Organism: Botrytis fragariae
Lineage: Eukaryota; Fungi; Ascomycota; Leotiomycetes; Helotiales; Sclerotiniaceae
Exons: 2
Coding region: 1-684 (227 amino acids)
Source: RefSeq, a predicted model, not a curated record